Astyanax mexicanus (Mexican tetra) is the source of this 4710-nucleotide messenger RNA. Its product is annotated as NACHT, LRR and PYD domains-containing protein 3. The record is from RefSeq and is a predicted model, not a curated record. The transcript is spliced from 10 exons. Gene Ontology annotation, molecular function: protein binding. Bases 202 to 3858 code for a protein of 1218 amino acids. NCBI's taxonomy places the organism in Eukaryota, Metazoa, Chordata, Actinopteri, Characiformes, Acestrorhamphidae.
AUGCAGGACGUGAACAUGUUUAAACAGAAAAGAUCUUAUUUCCAGUCAUCAUUGAGCUGCACUGCGGCACAGAGAAAUAAGGUUUUUAUCCCAGUGCCCCUGAAGUUCUGGCUAUGUCCUCCGGUAUGUCAUGAAAGCUGUGGAACCGAGAGUGGAGAGCCGUGAGCCGCUAGAAGCCCCCAGAAGCUGAAGCCCCCCCCAAUGAUGGAGCCUUAUCACUCCAGCUCUGGAGGAGAACCCUCUGUCCGAUACACGGGGAGGAGUGAUCUGCUCCAGGAUCAGUCCAGGUGUGGAGUGUGUGAGCAUCGUCUGACAGAUCCAGUCUCAAUCAACUGUGGACACAGUUUCUGCAGAGUGUGUAUCAGCAACUAUUGGAACAGAACUGCUCAGUCAAAAGACUUUAUAUGCCCCUGUUGCAGAAAGAGAUCUAAAACAUGUCCUGUUCUACAUCCACACACAGAGGAGUCUAUAAAAGAGGAUUCCUAUCAACCAGUGGAUGAUGUUCUGCAGAGAGUUAUACAGACACACAAAACCACCAUGAAGGACAGAUACGAGAACGUAUUUGAGGGAAUCAAAAUACCAGAUAACAGAACACUCCUGAGCAGGGUUUACACCCAGCUCUACAUCAUAGAGGGAGAGAGUGAAGGAGUGAAUAAAGAACAUGAGGUUUUACAGAUGGAGAUAACUUCCAGCAAUUACUUAAAGGACACUCUGAUUAACUGCUUAGAUAUAUUUAAACCUAUAGAAGAACCAGAAGGAGAAAUUGAAGAAGAAAACACAAGAGCUGUGAUGGUUCGUGGUCUCAGACUUAAAGAAAAUAAGAAACGUAAAGAAAAUAAAACACCAAAAAACAUCCGAACUGUGCUCACUAAAGGAAUUGCUGGAAUUGGCAAAACUGUACUUGUGCAGAAGUUCAUUCUAGACUGGGCAGAAGGGAAAGCUAAUCAGGAUGUAGAUUUCAUGUUUGUGCUUCCAUUCUGUGAUCUGAACCUGUUUGAUGAUGAUCAGUACAAUCUUCAUACACUUCUGUGUGCCUUUCAUCCUGAUCUCAAAGAUAUAGAUCCUACAGUCUAUAACAGGUGUAGCAUUUUGUUUAUUUUUGAUGGACUGGAUGAAAGCAGAAUUGAACUGGAGUUUUCACAGUGUGAGAAAGUAUCUGACAUAAGAAUGACAUCAUCAGUUGGUGUGUUGAUGGCAAACCUUCUUAAAGGAGGGCUGUUACCCUCUGCUCAAAUCUGGAUUACCUCCCGACCAGCAGCAGCCAAUCAGAUCCCUCCUCAAUACAUCUGCCGUGUGACAGAAAUUCAGGGUUUUAAUGACCAACAGAAGGAGGAGUACUUCAGAAAAAGAAUAAGUGACCAAGACCAAGCCCAGAAAAUCAUCUCCCACAUUAAGACAGUGAGGAGCCUCAACAUCAUGUGCCACAUUCCUGUAUUUUGCAGGAUCUUAGCCACUGUGCUACAGCGUAUCAUGACACAGAAUAAUACAGAAAUCCCUAAAACACUGACUGAGAUGUACUCCCACUUCCUGAUCACUCAGACUAACAUGAAGAAAGAGAAGUAUGAGAAAAACUUUGAUAGAGAUCAUGUGGAACUGCUGAAAUCAAACAGAACCAUUCUUUUAAAACUGGCUGAACUGGCUUUUAAUCAGCUGAUGAAGGGCAAUGUGGUGUUCUGUGAAGAAGACCUGAGAGAGCGUGGUAUUGAUGUAACCGAGGCCUCUGUGUAUUCUGGGAUCUGCACUGAGAUCAUUAGGGAGGAUUGUGUCCUUUAUCAGAAGAAGUUCUACAGCUUUGUUCAUCUGAGCUUUCAGGAGUUUCUGGCUGCUCUCUAUGUGUUUCACUGCUACUUGAUCAAGAAUAUGGAUGGACUGAGUGUUUUUAGUCAAUGGAUUAGUGGAUGGCCUGAAAAAGUUCCACUGCAUGAGCUCCUGAUGGGAGCAGUGAAUGAAGCCUCUCAGAGGAAGAAUGGACACCUGGAUCUUUUCCUUCGUUUUCUGCUGGGCAUCUCACUGGAGUCCAGUCAGAAUAUCCUACAGGGCCUCCUGACUCACACAGAGAGCACAUCAGAGAGCAUUAACAUCACAGUGCAACACAUCAAAGAGAAAAUGGAAGAUAAAUAUCUUUCCAAUGACAGAUCUGUUAACCUGUUUCUUUGUCUGACUGAAAUGAAAGACCAGCACUUGUCCAAAAAGAUCCAGGAGUUCCUGAAAUCAGAGAAAUGCUCAGAAAAUAAACUGUCUGCUGGAGAGUGUUCAGCUCUGUCCUGCAUGCUGCAGAUCUCAGAUGAGGUGCUGGAUGAAUUAGACCUGAAGAAAUACUGCACAUCAAAGAACGCUUAUAUGAAACUGUUUCCAGCAGUAAUGAAUUGCAGAAGGGCUUUCUUAGCUGACUGUAAUCUCACCAUGGACCACUGUAAAACACUCUGCUCUGCUCUGAAAUCAGAAAACUCCACCCUGAAAGAGCUGGACCUCAGCAACAACGACCUACAGGAUUCAGGAGUGGAGCUGCUCUCUGCCGGAUUAAAGAGUUCACACUGUAAACUGCAGAUUCUCAGACUAGUUUCAUGUAAUUUUGGUGUAAAAAUAUGUGAAACUCUGGGAUCCAUUUUAAACCUGGAAAACUCCUGCCUGAUAGACCUGGACCUCAGUAACAAUAAUCUGCAGGAUUCAGGAGUGGAGCUGCUCUCUGCUGGACUGCAGGGUUCACAUUGUAAGCUGGAGACACUCAGACUAGUUUCAUGUAAUCUAAGUGUAAAGGCUUGCGAAACUCUGCGAUUAGUUUUCAACCUGGAAAACUCCUCCUUAAAAGAGCUGGACCUCAGUAACAAUGACCUGCAGGAUUCAGGAGUGGAGCUGCUCUCUUAUGGACUGAAAAGUUCACACUGUAAACUGCAGAUCCUCAGACUAGCCUUGUGCAAUCUUGGUUUAAAAACAUGUGAGCAUCUGGGAUCAGUUUUAAACUUGGGAAAUUCCCUAAUAGAGCUGGUCCUUAGUAACAAUGACUUGCAGGAUUCAGGAGUGGAGCUGCUCUCUGCUGGACUGAAGAGUUCACACUGUAAACUACAGAUUCUCAGAUUAUCUGGUGUUAUGGUCACAGACGAAGGCUGUUCUUCUCUGGAUGCAGUUUUGAGUUCAAAUCCCACCCACCUAAAAGAAUUGGAUCUGACCUACAACCAUCCUGGAGAGUCAGGAGUGAAGCUGCUCUCAGCUAAAUUGGAGGAUCCACUCUGUGCACUCAACACACUCAGGGUUGAGCACGGAGGCAAAAUCAGAAUCAAACCAGGACUAAAGAAAUAUGCCUGUUAUCUUACACUGGACUCGAACACAGCACACCCACGUCUCUCUCUGAGUGAGGACAAAAGGAAGGUGGUGAAGGGAAAGGAGCAGCUGUAUCCUGAUCAUCCAGAGAGGUUUGAUGACUGCUGGCAAGUGAUGAGUAGAGAGAGUCUGACUGGUCGCUGUUACUGGGAGGCUGAGUGGGGUGGUAAAUGGGGAGCUGAUGUAGUUCUGACUUAUAAAACCAUCAGCAGGAAAAUAAUUGGUAAAACCAGCUGGAAUGAAAUGAUGGACUGUCGGUUUGGUGAGAGUGAAAAGUCCUGGAGUCUGAGCUGCACUGAUGACUGUUACUCUGUCCGUCACAAUAGAAACAACACUGUCCUCCGUUCUCCUCCCUCCGGUUGUAGGAAAGUAGGAGUGUAUGUGGACUGUCCAGCUGGCAUUCUGUCCUUCUAUAGCAUCUCUUCUUAUACACACAAACUCACACACUUACACACAUUCACAACCACGUUCACACAACCCCUCUAUGCAGGGUUUUGGAUUUGGGAAUGCUCCUCAGCAUGUAUUUGUGAUAUAAAAUAACCUUUUGUUAGUGUGUGUGCAGGCAUGUAAUCAACUAUUCAUAGUCUUCACAUACAGUUAGGCCCAAAAAUAUUUGGACAGUGACUAUCUUUAUAAUUUGGGCUCUGCAUGCCACCACACUGGAUUUUAAAUAAAACAAGAUGCAAUUGAAUAUUACACAGUGAGGUUUAAUUCAUCAUGAGUAAAGCAGGUAAAAGGUCUGGAGUCUGGAGAUUCCAGCUGUAGAAUUUGCAUUUGGAAGGUGUUGCUGGACAAUAAACGAUCCUUCGGCUGAAAAAUACAGAGGGUUCCCAACAAGCUGCAAAUCGUUAAAAGAAAGACCUGAUUAGAGUUUGGUAAAUAAGUGGAAUAUUCUGCAAUGACCAAAAGUUAAAUGUAUUUAGUUUUUUAUAAAGUACAAUUUAGGAAUUAAGUUGUCAAAUUACUUUAUAGCCCCUGAAAUGAGGAGGCUUUGUAGAGAAAUGGUUGUAAUUCCCAAACACUUCAUAGAAUAUUUUUGUUCAACCCUGCACUACACCUCAGUUGCAUUUUGUUUGUUUAAUUUCAAAUCCAGUGUGGUGUCAUGCAGAGUCUGAAUAAUGGAGAUUGUGUCACUGUCCAAAUAUUUCUGGCCUUAACUGUACAUCUUUUCCCAGUGUAGAAUUUGAGAGUGAAAGUGGGGAUGUGAUAAUGUCAGGUUGCCUGACACAUGAACAGUGUAAUACAUGUGAUCUUAAGUGACAUUGACCAGUUUAUGUUUUAGUGGUUAAGAGCAGUGAUUAUUUACUGCAAACUAUAAUUAUUCAUAUCAGAGAGAGAGUUCAUAAUGUUCAGUAUAAUGAUUCAUAAAUCUACACACAGUUUGGACACAAC